AUGGAAUCAAAGGUUAGGAAGGCAGGAAGUGCCCAGCUCAUCGGAGGGUCUGCGCUGUCGCUCUUUUACGGGCCGUUGACACCGGCGUCUGCUGAUCUGGAAACGGUAGCCCCUCCCAAGGCCUCACCACCGUUUUCCCACCGUCAGGACCUUCCUCGCUUUCGCCAGGAACACGUCGAUUCAGCAGAGGACGCUGAGGGCAGACUCCCUCCCACAAAGGGUCGAAACAGUCAUGGCCUGUCUGGGGCCACUCGACGGACGGGGUCGACCAGGGUGCUUGGCCGUAUCUGGACCCAGUGGGCGAGAAUCUCCAACCCAGCGACUACCAUGAAUGGCCAGGCCUUCAGGCUUCAUUCAGUGCCGCAGCCUUCGUCCCUCUUCAUGUUUGACCGGUAG
Messenger RNA from Colletotrichum paranaense, 396 nucleotides. RefSeq lists its product as uncharacterized. The transcript has 3 exons. NCBI's taxonomy places the organism in Eukaryota, Fungi, Ascomycota, Sordariomycetes, Glomerellales, Glomerellaceae. Bases 1 to 396 code for a protein of 131 amino acids. The record is from RefSeq and is a predicted model, not a curated record.